AUGCUACAAGAAAAUCUCUUGGAUUGCUAUAUUGACAAUGUCAGGAAUCCCGAGAUGAGAGAUCCAAAGUUGGAACGAUUACUUUAUAAUUACAACAGCAGUCUCGAUCAAGUUCAAGAAGUCAAAGAAAGUAUCAGCAAGACACAGAGAUCCGAGCAUAACAUCGCAAAACGUCUCUGGAAGACUGAAACAAUUAAACAGACACUCGAAACAAAAUGCGGUGAUCAAUCUGCGAUCAAGCAUGAAUACAACUACCAACAGGCCCAGUACCAGACACAUGAAAAUGCUCGUCUCAACCUCACACUACACAGAUUACGCUCAGAAAUCAACACACUCCUAUAUCGCCGUUUUUACGAAGCAACUCUUAUUCGCCUCGAGAUUCAGACAUUGCUGGACCAAAUCUUGUGGGAAUUGCCAUCCAGAGCAAUCAUAAAACACACAUUACCAAAUGAAUGGGAGGACCAAGAAACCAGAAAACACGAUGGUAUAACCUUGAUACGGUUAUUGAACACACUUUUUUCCACUGCACCAUUGUGGAGUUCGGUGUUAAAAGAACCCACAGAAGAACAGGAGGUCGACUUAUUUGAAAAAUGUGUCCGUACCUGGAUACUUCAGGUUGGUGCUGUACUAUUGGACUUGAGUCUACCAUCCGAACGAAGAUGCCUAUUGUUACAUUUACUUCAAACGAAAUCAGCCUCGUGGGCAAUUCCCUUGCUUCAGUAUUCAUUCCAUCCUACAGCCAAACUCCCAGUUGCUGAUAUGGAAGAAUACGUGGUUGCUAUUAGAAUGGUAUUUGAUCAUCGUCUAUAUGAAUCAAAGGAUGAUACUCGGAUAUGCCCUCUGCCUGUCUGGACUGAAGACGAUUUCUUGGUAGCAUUGGAUCAAUUUGGAGUGGCCCAAACGUUUUGUGCGACUAUUCAGGAAGCAUUUCGCCAACCAUUUUCGAAAGAAUCAAUCGAUGCAUUGUUCAAUUUUGCAGAUGAACUUUUGGAGGCAUUGAAUGUUGGCAUGAAGGCCAUGUCAAGUAAAGGGUACAGGGAUUUGGCUAAGCAUUUAGGGCAAACGACUUGCCAUAUGGCUCAGCGAUUGAUCGAGAAUAUUGGGGAUGAGAAUAUACGCAAAGAAUCACAAAAUCGGAUUGAUAAUUUCGUAUCUAACGUGGUUCUUGGUUAUUUGGAAGUCGAGGAAAAAACGAUGUAUAAUUUUCUUCCUAUCCUACCCUUUCACGGUGUUUCAAUCGACAGUCUAUGGAUCAUCACGCUUCGUCUUCUCAAAAUAGACGAAUACAAAAAACCAGAUAACUUUGGAGAACAGCUCACCUUACCUGACAUGACACAAUUUCUUCGUUUCUUGGAAGCUAACCAAACACAAGGAAUCUUUAUGCUCGGAUGUCUUUCUAAUAUUACGACUUGUAUUCUACCUGCAAAGGGGUCUAUCGAUAGUUUCCGAAACAGUCUCUCUGGCUGUCUUAUUACCAUUGUUGCCCACACACUAUUUAUUAUCGCAUUUGUAGACACUAAUUUGUGUGAUAUAUAUUACAAGGAUGUCCGGGACAAUUUUGACCCAGUUUGUACUUGUCAUCCUUUUGUGAUAUCAUUGCUCUUGCGCUGGACAUAUGAUAAUUUUUCAAAGAUGGAAGGCAUGGCUCUCUAUUUGUUCCAUUCUCUUCCACUCAAUAAAUGGAUUCCCCAGACAGACGAUCUUGUUCUUCUUCAUCGGCUUCUUUGUCAAGGACCAUCAGCCAGCACUCAAGUUAGCUUUGGUCGUUAUGUAAUUGAGCACCUCAAUUUUGGAACAAUUUCUGGAUCAGAAGACUUGACAAUCUCAAAAUCACAACCAUGGCAUAACCGUACUAUGCCAUUCUUACCAUAUGAGAUACACGAAGAAAUUGCCUUUCUUCUCUUGGACGCCUGUCAAAAGUACCAGCCUUUGCCAGAGAGUGACAAAAGCUCAGAUGUACUCGGGAUAGUGGCCACGGCCAUGUCUACCUAUAUGGUUACUCCAGAUCAACUGUGGACAGCAGCUACCAGCACAAUCAUAGCAACAGAAUUCAUUCAGUGGGCAUGGAAGAUGGCACUUAAAUUAAAGCUUUAUGAUUGUCCCAUUACUACUCGUGCAUCUGAUAUCGAAAAGGCCAUUACUCCUGCAUUUUUAAAAGACGCUCUUCACCAUCACCACGACGCUAUUGGAAUGCAUCAUGCUCUAUUGACCUAUAUAUCAUUCUUACUUUCCAGUACUAGCCGUCACUUCUUAAGAUUUGAGACAAGUAAUGGUUGGCUCAAAUUGCUAUUAAUCUUACGCCGUGGAAAGCCAGAAGCAGUUCUUCAAGUUAUGAGCGACAUAAUCCCGGCCUUUGUUUACAUGCACGGCGAUGAUUUUUUCAAUGAUGAGAGCUUGUCUGAAUUCCUGCGUCAGAUGAUGGAGUUCAAAGCCGAUCCUAUGCUCACAAAGGCUGCUUUGUUGCGUGUCCCUAAACGAUAUCAUCAGAGUACCUUUUGGAACAAACAAGAAAUUACUGGUAUUGGAUUAGUAAUUGGCUCUCAUGCUUGGCAAGGUCAUUUUAUUGAUUCUGUGGGGGACCUGAUGGAUGAAAAUGGUGGGGGAUUCUCCUAUCUCGAUCUAAUGCUGCACUCCUGGCUCAAAACAAUCUUCGCACGCAAAGAAUGGAUGUGGUCAGAUCAAUACGUGGUGGCUAUUGAUUGUAUAGCCAAGAUUGCCUUUAGUCUUGGACGUUACAGCCUUGUGCGAAGCAUGCUUAGUAGCGAGCACAUGAGGCUUGAACAGAAUAGAAGUCAGCAGCUCUUGAGUUCUCCUAAACUAGCUGCAUUGGGAGGUCAGCAUCGAAACCCAUUGCGAUUUAUCAAGAACAUCAUGCCAGACACAGCCUAUACAAGUCUUUUAGCAGGAGAAUGGACAAUGAUGUCUCUUACAGCUAAUAAUUUGAUGAGAGCUCCUGGCGUAGAGGCAAAGUCAUUUUGGUUUGCUUAUGAAGUAUUAGUUAUGGAGACAAUACACGAUCAGGAACAGCGGUAUGCACUAGCUAAUGCUGCUCUGGAUCUCAUAAAACAAAGAAAGACGGAACCUCUUGUAGAACCAGAAAUUAGUGCUCUUUUCAAGACAAUUAACGCACAGUCAAAGAAACCGUCCGAUUAUCUGUCUAUAUAUCGAUGGGCACAGCAUAUCCUAGUACUUCCACAUAACCACCCUCUCCUGCCACUUUACCUCCAGAUAUUCUUCUGCUUGUAUUAUUCAAGUAUUACUGUAGGCGAUAAGACACUUUUAUAUGGCACAUAUUUCUUCAGCAAGAAGCAAGAGCUUUUACAUAAGGUCCGUGAUCGUACCGCCUAUCUCCAGACAUACCAUGGACAACAACAACCAUCAGGAGAAAAGGGUGAACUCUAUAUAAACUCUAAUUCAAAUAGUAAUGGCAGCAUCAGUAGUUGCUGCAGUAGUAACCAGACCAGCGGAAAUAAUCAUGAGGCUCUUCGUCAAAUUUACUAUUCCAUGUGGCUAUGGUUGGGAAAUACAGAUUUACUCCGACCUGAUUUUGAUCUAUCUACUUUGCCCACUAAUUACUCAAUAAACCGCCUCAAGCAAUGUCGUCAGCCAAGUACACCUGAUGCCUGGGAAUUGCAUCAGCCAUGGAACUCGAAAACUUCGCUCUGGUUUGAUCUUAUAAACAAGAAACAGCUCCAAGACGCAUUUAUCCAAUUUCCUUGGGAAGGCUCGGAAAAGUUUUGUAAAAGACCACCAGGCUCUAUCGAAACUCAGGCAACAGUAGCAGAUGAAGGAUCUGUCUAUAGUAGCUAUGAGGUGUUUCGGGCUAUUCCAAAGGUUAUUCCAACAACUAUCCAACCACCUCCGAUAGCACAAUUCAACGAGCCUAUCAUUACGCUGGCUGCAGAACAGCUCAUAGAUAUGACUCCCAAGGAUUUGCUUGGUUCAUCGUUUGAAAAAUUUCAGCAUCAUGCAGCAUUAUUUCAGGAACGUAUCAAGAACCAAGAGGACUUGGAUGAAGCUUAUGUAGAGCAGCUAGGGCUCCUUUAUACCAACACACCUAUCACAGAGACAUUAACUAUCCCAUGCGUUCAGAUGCCUCAGGGAAUAUGUAAAAAGCCCGCUCAACUCACGCUCUCGGCCACUUUUGUUGAAACCAAUACAGAAGUACGCCAGCAAAUAGAGCAAAAUCGCAAAGAAGCCAAGGAAUUGAUAUUUGACUCUAUCGAUACAAGCGUAUGUCACGAAGCACUAGUUGGACUAAAGAAUAUUGAAAGUAUCACAACCUAUUAUACUGAAGUAUUCACCAAAAAAGAGACACAAGAAGAUACGAGGUGUUUGCAUCUGAGUUGGUCUUGUCUCAUCUAUGCUAUUGAAAGCUUUGAAAAUGGUACAGAGAUUUAUCCACCAUUUCGUUUAUUUUUGCGUCAAAUGGCUAGAUCUCUGGCCGACUUGCUUAACUCUCAGUCGUCUUCCGCAGAAAGAUUAUUACAGCUGAUGGCGGAAAAGGAGGGGCGAGUUGUUAUCCUCUACCCUGCAUUUAGGCCAAAUGUAGAUUCCAAAAAUAUAGUUUCGAUGCACAAGCGUAUCUCCAGCACUGACAAUUUCGGGGCACGCUCACAGCUCUACCUCUUAUCAGCAUUUGAUAUGGCAGCUUGGGGGGCGACAGAAUUUGCAACAAAAAACAACCGUGACACAUUCUAUGAAAAUUCAUUUGUGUCUUUGAAAAAAUGGAUGGAACCUCAGACGGAUCAAAUCGAUGUGCCAACCAUUGCCAGUAUACGUAUUCAGCAGUACAAACUAUCACUCGCACUUAUGGCAGCCAUGCUUGAAAAACAACCGCAAGAUAUGGAGCACGUGACUUUACUUGGGCAUGCACUUGAUCUUCUUUCCGAAACAGAUGAUACAAAAGAGGCGGAUGGAUUUUCAGGAGCCAUGAUAGACAGUUUGACAGAGAGCCUUGGGGGUCGUUCUCGAAAAGUGCUAGAUAUAUUGAAUACAAACCCAGACGAAAUGCGGUUUAGAUUGACUAUGCUAUCUACACUAGAGGAGGUAACAUCACUUGUUGACUAUCUUGGAUCAUAUUUGUCAAAUAUUGCGAGCAAGAAAGGGGAAACAGGAGAUCUGUUUGGUGUAUUUGGUUAUGCCAGUCCUGCACUCUGUCGCCUCAUGGUCAAUGUGCUAUGUGAUGAACGUAUCAUGGAUAAGAGCACCAACAUUGUUGUCCCAGUACCAUCUUUCUGGACCCGCACAACUGAAUGUUUUCAUGGAUGGUGGCAAAGCUCUGAUAGCUGUGCUAUGUCGUGUGGUGAAUCAAAUCAUGCCUACAGCAAGCGAGAAUACUUGCCAUUUUUUGCAGAAGCUUAUGGGCAUCUCAUCAAACGAAUGCUAAUUCUUGUAUCACCUGCCUACAAAGCAAAUCUCUUGGGCGUAUUGUUUGAUUACUAUCAUGAAAAUAUCAUUACACACCACUCGGACCUGUGGUUAGAUCGGUUCCACAGUGCACUAUCAAAGCUUCCCUGGGGUUUCUUUGAAAUGUCCGAGGCGCAGCUCAAUCGAAUGAGAGAUACUUGGUCAUUGCUAGAACCAGACGACCCCACUAAACGAAUUGUCUACCUUGGGUUUACUUUUGUCAUCCUACGAUCAUGGCUGAAGAAAUACACACAAAAGAAGGAGACUGUUUCUAUUAGUCGCUCGUGGCUCAAGAGUUACUUUCAGGUUUUCUUCAUAUUCUUACAAGAUUCAAUCAACAUUUGGCCGGUAGAAAAAGAAAGAUCUGAAGCCCUCCAGAUUUUAUACAAACUUAUGAUUGAAAAGGAUAACAUUGAUACGAUAAUACCAGAAGAUAUUGAAGAGACUCUCUUGAUGCCCACCGAAAGAUUGAAACUAUGCCUUGGUAAAUGGGCAGACGACAAAGAUACAUCGACAACUCCACUUUGCGUCCAAUGGGUCCGUGAAAUGACAAGAUUUGAUGAGAAAGAAACGCCGAUGAGGAUGAAAAAGGUUUUUAGUGAUUUCGUCAUGAAACUUUUAUCAGAAUCGCCGGAAGACCAAUCUCCACCCAAAGAUGUUCAAGAAUACUGGGUCAACAACAUCUGGACCAGCAUCGACAAUCACACAGAAUACAGUUCUAAUGGGACGUUUGACCCUCAACUUAAGGAUCUCAUGAAAAGUAUGUUGGAUAAUCUUUAUCAGGACAGGUUUGAGGCAGGAUGGAAUAUAUUGGUAAAGAAUGCGGAGCAAAGCCAACCAGAGACUCUCUUGGCUCUCUUCUCAGCCCUUUUAUCAAUACAACUAAGCCCGAAAACGACUCGUUUUAUGGAAAGAUGUUUGGAAAAGUACUUGCAAAACAGCAAAAACGAAAAAAUCCCACAAGUGCGUUGGAAUGGAGUAGCUUUUGUGGUUACAAACUCUAAGGUCGAUACCACCUUGUUAUUAAAAUACUGCAUGGAUAAAUCGUUUUUACUCACCAUCCGUGCUUACUGUGAAGCGAUGAUUCAACAGAAUCAAAAUGCACAGGCUAAGCAAGUCGAGUUUGCUGAAGAAAUUGCCGCCAUUGUGUCUAUUACUAAGAUUCAGACGUCAGAGCCAAAUGAGGCCAAGAAGAUGACCUAUCUAAUCCAACAAUUUUCAGAGAUAUUUUGUAAAAACAAGGCCGACACUCUAAAGAAAGCCCGACUUGUAGCCGGUCUAAUCUCACUCUCAAGGACAACUGCACGGUGGGCCAACCCAGGUCUACCACUAUCCAACGCUACACCUAAUGGAAUAAAUGAUCCUAAGCCACUCCCGGCUUGCUUAGCCUGGCAACAUUUCUCACUGCUUCUCGAUAGUUUUCUUGCUUUACGAUUAGAAGAGGCCGGAAUGGGAGCGUCUUCUCUCACACCGUCACGAGUAUCAUUGGAAGACCGAGUUAAACGACUAGAAAGUAUUCGAGUAAAAAAGAAUGUGGCCUUUGAUGAAGCUCUAUCCAGGGGCAGACGUAUAAAAUUUGAAAAGAAGAACAGUACCUUGAAGGCUGAUUUUGAAAAAAAAAUUACUAGAGUAUUUGGCAUGUAUGGCAACAUGAUUUGUGUACCAUGUAAUGAGUGA
This is a messenger RNA of Phycomyces blakesleeanus NRRL 1555(-), 7086 nucleotides long. RefSeq lists its product as hypothetical. Gene Ontology annotation, cellular component: cytoplasm. The transcript has 3 exons. Gene Ontology annotation, biological process: autophagosome maturation. NCBI's taxonomy places the organism in Eukaryota, Fungi, Mucoromycota, Mucoromycetes, Mucorales, Phycomycetaceae. Bases 1 to 7086 code for a protein of 2361 amino acids. The record is from RefSeq and is a predicted model, not a curated record.